AAAUGGAAAUUUUUAAUGGGAAGAGAAAAAAUACAUUCAUAUAUGUUUAUGAAGGAUAUUCUUAUAACGCGGAUACCAAGAAUCCCAAUAUUUAUCGCUGUUGUGCGCGCCAAACCCACAAGUGUACAGCUACACUCCUUCAUAGAAAUGAACAAUUUUUUAUCCAAAAACCACACACUCACCCUAAUAAUCCACAAUGUGCAGAAGUAUUAAAAUUAAAGUCGAUGAUGUUAAAGGAAUGCAAAGAAAAUCCUUGUAUAAAUAAUAAGGACAUUUUUGAUAAUAUUUGCCGUCUAAACCCUGACGCAGCAGCGUAUAUUUCAUACAAUAGUAUGAAAUCUAUCAUGUCGAGAGAAAAGGCGAAAUCAAGACCACCACGUCCUAAAACUGUACAAAGUGCGCAUGAAAUGCUUGAAAAUUACGAUGUGUUAAAAGACAUUUAUCAAGGAUGUACAAUAUCAACUGAAAAUAAGUACGCUCUGAUCUUUUCAAACAGCGCAUUACUAAGUGCAUUAGAAAGUGCCAAAGAAAUUUACAUGGAUGGUACCUUUUCCUUAAGUAUUGUUGUACCACAAAUUCCUGUUUUCCAACAGUUGUAUACUGUACAUAUACGCUAUAACGACACGGGGAUCGCUACAGUUUUUGCUUUGUGCGAGUGCCGAACCUUGUCAAUGUAUAAAGCCAUAUGGAGAAAAAUAGUAUCUCUUGCUCCACGAUUACAAGACAAUUUAAAAACUGUAAUGUGUGAUUACGAAAAAGCUGCUAUGGAGGGAAUACGAGUACAAUUCCCUGCAGUCACCAUACAUGACUGCUGGUUCCAUUUUAAUCAGACUCUAUUAAGAAAGUGGAGAAAGUUAGGAUUACAAUAUACAGAAAAAAAGGUUCUCUCAAUGGCGAUGACUAUGCCCCCAGCUCCACCCGAUAUGUUUCCACAAGCAUUGAAUCAAAUACAGUUAGUCGCUGAUCGGUUUGCUGCCACCUUUCCAAAUGUGCUUCAAUUUAUGGUGUAUCUACGCAGUGUGUGAUUACCAAUUGCUUCAAAGGUCAGCGUAUAUGGCUCUGCAGUGAGGACUAACAAUAUUGUUGAAUCCUUCCAUAAUACUCUAUCACAACGAUUCCAAACAACGCGACCAAAUUUAUGGAUUUUCUUAGAUAAUUUAUCAAAACUAAUUAAAGAUGAAACUAUUAAUUACGAACGUUUGAUAAAAAAUUUAAAAAUUACUUGAAUUCGUACUCGAGUGAAUAGAGAGAAGAAUGCUAAAAUUAGAUUAGCACAAGAAAAUUUAGUCUCUGGGAUUUUAUCACUGGAACAAUUUUUAAACAUGUUCGAUAGAGACUAUGACCAACAGCGAUAUAUGGACAAUUUCUUACCAAGAGACUGCGAUGAAAAUAAUGCGAUUGAUGAAACGUUUAGUAUAGGUAAUAUUGGGAAAUAAUUCUGUCCCAAAACUAACAUGAACACUGUUCUUAAAUUUUCGUUUAAUUUUAACGAAUUUCAGUGAUUUAUUAAUCAUUUUCAGAGAAUAGAUUGCCUUGUUACAUCCAACAUAAUGAAGACCCUGUUCAAAUAGAGAGCACAUCAGUCAAUGAUAUCGAUAACGAUGAUGAUGUUCUAACAAUAUCGUUGGAUAGUAUUAAUACAUGUACAGAAAGUGAAGGAAUAUGUACAUAUAAUUCUGUAGAAGGUACGUUAUGUCGUACAUAUUAAUUUUUCCUUUCUUCUUGCUUCAAGCGAAUUGAGAGUAAAAUACUAGAAAAAUUUGGAAUUAUAUUAAGUUGUUUGU
Megachile rotundata (alfalfa leafcutting bee) is the source of this 1784-nucleotide messenger RNA. RefSeq lists its product as uncharacterized. NCBI's taxonomy places the organism in Eukaryota, Metazoa, Arthropoda, Insecta, Hymenoptera, Megachilidae. The record is from RefSeq and is a predicted model, not a curated record.